Molecule: messenger RNA, 4194 nt
Organism: Rhagoletis pomonella (apple maggot)
Lineage: Eukaryota; Metazoa; Arthropoda; Insecta; Diptera; Tephritidae
Gene: IntS8
Product: integrator complex subunit 8
Exons: 14
Coding region: 871-3969 (1032 amino acids)
Biological process (GO): snRNA 3'-end processing
Cellular component (GO): integrator complex
Source: RefSeq, a predicted model, not a curated record
UAGGACAAUGCUGAUGUUUAGCGUUUUCGUUUUUGUAUCCCUUUGCGGAACUGGAAAUGUUAUCUAUUUGAGACAAAAACUUGUGCACUUCCGCUUCCUAUGUCAACUUGAAGGUAUGAACGGCAAGUAUGUAGCAUACAUAUGAGUAAUAAAAAAGCUUUCUAUAUUUCCAUUUAUGCAUCAAAGAAUUGUACUUACCACCAAACACCCGCGAAAAUAUGCACUAGCGUGAAUAAACUAUUUAGUUGACGAAAUUCAGAUACUGAAAAUUACAAUCAAACGCGCAACUUUUAUCAGACGGGAAGAAAAAGAGGUUAUGUCCUGUAUUUUUCUACUGCCAAUUUUUUGAUAUUACAAAAGUGCCACCUCGAAAUAUUUCAGGCUAAAUUCAUACCUUAAUAUCAAUUUAACACAUUUUAUCACUUUUUAUUGAACAAUUUUCACUUUAAAUCACACUUUUUGCACCAAAUAAAUUAAUUGAGCGCGCACUUGAAGUGAACAGAAAAUUUGCAAACGGUACUUUUAUGCAAAUGUGUACAGGGUGCCUACGAUUUUCUAAUAAUGAAGGCUAUCAAACGUGCUAAAUCUUUUGUUUCUAUUUAUUCAAUAAAUUAUACAACGGAAACGAAUUACACAGGGUUUUUGCUGGAGAACUGGCUAUCAAUGAGAGGAUUUAAGAUAUUUAUGUGCCAAUUAUUUGCAGUAAACUUUAAAGAUUUUUCUAUUUUUUUAUUAUAAUGCACCCUGCGCCACAAACAUAUGGCAACGCUUCAGCCGGCUGAUUUGUUUUGACACACACAGGAAAACAUCUGAUUUUUGCAGCGAGGUGCUUUAACUCCAAAAUUGUUAAUUUUCCAAUUUUAUAAAUAAAUGAAUGCAGAUAAAAGUGCAAUAAAUCCUUCGAUUAAAAAAAUGGAAGACCCUUUGCGGCCGAAAGCGGUGCCACUUGCCGCUGAAACGGUGCUUUGGUUUGAAUUUCUGCUCGACCCACAUUUAAUUACCAAACAUUUGCAGAAACCUAAUCCAGAUCCCAGCCCUUUGGAGCUAAUGUCUCAAUUCAUAUCUGUUACACCGGAUGUUAUAAUGCCGCCGCAGUAUGAUCUGACUUCGCCAGAGGCUGAAAAUGUACCAGGCGGUAUACCAGUGACACCGGGCGCAGGCGUAACUGGUACUGUCAUAAUGAGCAACAUAGAUGGACUGCGUAUACCGCGAAAGCAAAUUGCUUUAAAAAUAUUAACGCUCAAAGUGGCGACAUGGUUGAAAUGGAACUUGGAUGUCCUGGAAAAGAGUCUUCCCAUUCCAAAGCAGCUCUUUCUGUUGCGCGAUUUAUGUACAGUAUGUUUUGGCAAAUUGGUACCAAUACCUUUACAGCAGGAUUUUCAGCAAAAAGUUUCGCCGGAUGGCCAUGAGCAUGCAGCCCGUUUUGCAUUAACCUUUUAUCAUCGAUGGGUGCUACGCUUGCAAAUACUGAAAGAUAUUGCCAUGAAAGCUGCACGACCGUCCAUGGCUAAUAUGUUCGUACCAAUGGAGCCUAUGCAUCAAUUCUUUGCUCCCGAAAUACCUCCACAAAAUAGCGUUGAAUAUCUACAGGAGCUAUGUAAAUCAACAGAACCUUUUUAUGUCUUCACCUAUGACACAUUUGUAACACUUCACGCCGAUAACGAAACAAUGCGUCAAAAUUUCGAACAAAUGCAAAAAAUAUCCCUUGCCGAGUUGCGUGCACAAAUCUAUUUCGAUUUAGUUAACUUUUACUUGUAUACCAAACAAUAUGUCCUGGCGCGAGAAGCUGUUAAUGAAUGCCGACGUAAUUUAAGAGAAAUGAAGGCAGACUACCGAGCUGAAUCGACUAAUCACACUGCAUCUGGCUAUCUAUUUUGCCACGUUAACGAUGAUGAACUGGAGGGUUAUCUCCUGGCUUGUGGUUGCAGUGAACAGCGUACGACUUUGACGGAGCGAUUUAAUGCAUCGUCGUUAAAGCAGUAUAAGGACAUUAUUGAAAUAUUACGAGAGGAUAAUCAUGUGCGUGAAAUCCCGCUUGUAAAUCGGCGUAUACUCGAGCUUGAUAUUGAGGGCGUCAUUUCGCAGGGUACGCUGAAGGAACCCCGCACGUUAGAAAUGCAAGUAGCCGCGCUGAAUGUGGUGCGCAGUAUUUUUGAGGAGGGAAACAUUUUUGCCAGCGUUGAUUACUUUGAAAAAUACAGACAUAUGAAUUGCUUUGUCGCAAUAAUAGAUGCCAUCAGUAAUGUGUUGCCGCAUUGUACACUUAGCGAACGCAAUAUCGUCAAACAUUUUCUUAUAGACUGCAUUUUGAAGCAAAAUAAUGGAAAACAGUUUCUACAAAAUGUACAAUACAUACAAUUCUUCACACCCGCUGAAUUGCGAGAUUUGGAGCGACAAACUGCAGAAGAGGAAAUUAUUGUGCCAACACUAGCAACGUUGGGUGAAUGGAAGUUCAGUUCGAAGAUUAUGCGCAUUGAGGUUGGCUCACUUGAACGUCAACUUAUCUCCUGCACAAAUGCAAAUACGGUCCGCAAACUGCUGGUAAAAUUGGCGGCCACCAAUCCAACUAAACCUUUAUGGACCGUCAAUCCAAGCUGGGAGAUAGCAACGCCAAUAAAGUCACUGCUUAUGUCUAUGCAACGCGGCUUUCUGCAAGAUUUUGCUUAUGUUUUGUUGGGAAAAGCGCGUGAAAUGACGGCGAAGAGUGACUAUAUUGGCGCCGUGUCAAUGCUAAGCGUGCUAAAAUCGGAAACACAGCGACAAGAGCUUUCAAACACCACCAUCGUUUCGAAACUCGGCAAACUGGUAAAUUGGGAAAUUUUGCUUAUCCAAAUCACACAGUGUUUAGAGGAAUGGAACCGCAAAACUUUAGAUCUGCAGUCACUAGGCAAUCGCUGCAAGCAAUGUUUAGCGUCGUUACAAACCAAUGACAAUAUUAUACCGCGCAUUGAGAUCAUCGAAAGUUGCGCCAUAAUGCUACUUAAUCUAGGCGAUUGGAAUGCGCUCAUGUUCUUGGAUAAGCGCCUGCCGCAGCUCGAAUUACCCAUCGCCUUUGCAGCUACUGUACUUGAUAUGGAGAAAAUGAAGGGUUCUAAAAAGGUUACGCGAGAUGCCUUCGAUUUGGUAUUGCAAAUGUUUGUGAAUACUACGAAGCGUAGCGGUGGUCCUGGUGGUAGUGGUGGUGGUGGUAGUGGUGGCAGUUCACGGAAUUCUCCCUCACUAGUUGUUUCCACUGGCCUUCAGCCGUUUCUGAAACGCAUACGCCAUCAACUGGUUUUCUCCUUGGCCAUAUCUUGCCUUGGAAAAAUACAAAACAUACUCAGAGAUGAUACAAAUCACGAUCUCAGUGGUGAAUAUAUGCAUUUGUGGCCAGCUGGUAUACCAAGCCCAAUGGCCUAUAGCGUGCGUAUAGUUUGCGAAACAUUGCAUUGGUUGCUGACAGAAGCGCUUAAAUACUAUCCACAAACUAUUACAUGGCUGAAAAUGAAAGGGGAUCUGGAAUUAGCAAUUGGCAAUAAUGAAGCUGCUAUGCGUUGUUAUGUCAAUGCGCUCAUCACCGGCACUGAUUACUGCACUUUCCCGCUGCAACGUAAUGUAGCUGAUGACUAUGUAAUUCACAAAAUGAUACGUUGCUCCUCAAACCUGGGCUGUCAUAUGCAAGCCACCGUUCUGUGUCAGUUUUUAGAAGAAAUCGACUAUGGUAUCGUGUUUAAGAAACUCACUGAGAAAUCUUCUAACUUCACCGAUGCAAUGGACGCAUACUAUAACUGCAUUUGGGAUACAACAUUGCUGGAAUUCAUAAUUAAUUUGCACGCAAGAAAGGGAGAGCAUAGCAGAAAAUUAGAAGCGAUCGCAAUUAUGGGCUCCUUGGAAUUGAAUGCGAAUAAUAACGAUGAAAUCAAGCGUGAAGCAGCAGCUAUACGAAAAACAAGAUUUCUGCGCGCAUUAGCGAAGCAGUAUUUGUUGUAGAUGAAAUGCGUAUUACAGUUAUCCGAACCUUUUAUAUAAUUUAUUUUUAAUUCGAUUAUGCGCAAUCAUAUUAUAAAAUUGAACAGAUCUUAGUUAUGUAUAUAGCAGUACUUAUGUGUAGUUGUAAGCUAUUUUCUAUGAUUAUGCGAAGUAUCUAGACUUAAACUUAAUUGUAAAGUAUUAUAGUAUUCUCCCAACAGACAAAAUAAAAUUUUUUAAACCAUU